This is a messenger RNA of Peronospora matthiolae, 1053 nucleotides long. Lineage: Eukaryota; Oomycota; Peronosporomycetes; Peronosporales; Peronosporaceae. The record is from the annotation of a GenBank genome assembly.
AUGAAGGCGAUCUACAUCAAGAACCGCCUGCCGUCACCCAGGAUCGACCACAAGACUCCGUUCGAGAUCGUGUACAAGUCGAAACCAAGCGUCAAGCACAUGCGCGUGUUUGGAUGUCAAGCGUACAUCCUGACACUAAAGGUGAAGCGAAUGAAGUGUGACUCGAAGGCUCGUGCACGGAUGUUCAUGGGCUACGAAGAAGCGUCAAAGGCGUACCGAGUGUACGACAUUGAGGCAGGCCAAGCGGUGAUCAGUCGUGACUUCACCUCCGACAAAUCGACUUUUGACUUUUCGAUGAGCCGAUCAAGUGACGACGAUAAAGAUGCGGAGUUGGACCUCAACCUCCUGGCGAUCAACAAUGACGACGUGCGUCAGAUCACCUACAAGCAGACUGGCAAGCGCAAGAGUGAAGCAAGCACCGGCAUGUCACGAUCAUCUCACCAUCGAACUGGGUUGGAACAAGCAAGUGUGCCGGAACGCGUCUCCAACCGUCACCAGAAACGACGAUCAAGUGCUCCCGAAAUGAUGUCUGAUGACGAAGAAGAUGUAGGCGCCUACGAUCAAGAUGACGACUUUGAUCGUUUGGAGUUGGUGAAGGCGAUCUACGGUCUCAAGCAAGCUUCGCGGGUAUGGAACGAGAAUUUCGACGUGUUCGUGUGCUCCAUCGGUUUCGAGGUGCCGGCGUUCGACCCAUGUCUAUACAUCAAGAUCGCUCGAGUUGAUUGCGCAACGAAGGCUGAUCUCAAGACACGCUUCGAGAUGACCAACAGUGGCAAGUGUACUUUUGUACUUGGCAUCGAACUGGUGGACGGCUUGGAUGGCAGCGUGACGAUGUGCCAGCGACGGUAUGCCAACGACGUCUUCAAGCGUUUCGGCAGGUAUGAGUGCAAGGCCACAGCAAGUCCGGUCGGUUUGAGCACUCGGCUUGUCGCAAGCAGCGAAUCGGCCAAGAUCAACGUUCCGUUUCGCGAAGCUGUUGUAUCUCCAAUGCACUUAACGACUGCGACGCGCCAUCGCGUAUGCUGUGGGGUACUUCUCACACUUCAUGGAUAA